Molecule: messenger RNA, 3702 nt
Organism: Diceros bicornis minor
Lineage: Eukaryota; Metazoa; Chordata; Mammalia; Perissodactyla; Rhinocerotidae
Gene: XKR9
Product: XK related 9
Exons: 5
Coding region: 439-1560 (373 amino acids)
Biological process (GO): engulfment of apoptotic cell; phosphatidylserine exposure on apoptotic cell surface; apoptotic process involved in development
Cellular component (GO): plasma membrane
Source: RefSeq, a predicted model, not a curated record
GCUGGCCUCGGGUACCCGGGGCGCUGCGGCUUGUCACCAGAGUUUGUGUCCAGGCGGGAGAGUUCAUCCAAGUGGACGAAGGUGAAGAAGAAAUAAAAGAUUUGCAGGAUGAAGGUUUCCAGAAGGGACUUUGAGUUAAAGAAGGCUUUUUAUAUUUGACAAGUGUUGUCGUCUGUAAUGAAGAUCGUUGUGAAACAGAAGAUUGAAUAAAGCCUUGUAACAUUGGACCCAGAUUAGGGAUUUAGAAAAGAAAGUUAAAAUUAGUGACUUGGUUUUAGUGUUCCAAUUUCACAAUAUUUAUUCUUUCUUCUAAAUAGAUUUAGGGAGUAGAAAUUAAAAUUCAGUGCUAUACCAAAGGCUGCACUAAUAAUAGUUCUGGUAUUUUUUUUUCUUUUUGUAUGAGAGAAGAAAGAUAACCGAGAGCUAUAGUGACUCAUAAUGAAAUAUACUAAAUUGAAUUUUAUGAUGUCAGUUCUUGGCAUUAUAAUCUAUAUAACUGAUUUAAUUGUGGACUUCUGGGUAUCUGUCAGGUUUUUCCUUGAAAGACAAUAUGUUUUUGGUGCUUUAACAGUGAGCUUUAUGCUCUUUGGAACACUUGUUGUCCAGUGUUUUAGUUAUUCUUGGUUCAAGGCUGAUUUAAAGAAGGCAGGUCAAGAAAGUCAGCAUUGUUUUCUUCUACUUCAUUGCUUGCAAGGAGGAGUUUUUACAAGGUAUUGGUUUGUCUUGAAAAAGGGUUAUCAUAUGGCUUUCAAAUAUAGCAGCAAAACUGAUAACUUCGUGGAAGAACAAAUUGAUCCACAUAAAGAAGUUAUAGAUAGAGUGACUGAUUUGAGCAUGCUCAGGCUUUUUGAGACCUACCUGGAAGGCUGUCCACAACUUGUUCUUCAGCUCUACACCUUCCUGGGACAUGGCCAAGCAAAUUUCAGUCAGUAUGUAACCAUCGUGGUCUCAUGCUGUGCUAUUUCUUGGUCGACUGUUGAUUAUCAAGUAGCUUUAAGAAAAUCCUUGCCUGAUAAAAAUCUCCUUAAUGGAUUCUGUCCCAAACUCACAUAUCUCUUUUACAAAUUGUUUACAUUAUUAUCUUGGAUGCUGAGUGUUGUACUUCUUUUAUUCUUAAAUGUUAAGAUUGCUGUAUUUCUGUUGUUAUUGCUUUGGUUUUUGGGUAUCUUGUGGGCAUUUAAAAAGCAAACUCAGUUUUGUGCUUCCAUAGGUAUGGAAUUCUUAUACAGGAUUGUCGUUGGAUUCAUCCUUAUCUUUACAUUUUUUAAUGUUAAGGGACAGAAUACCAAAUUUCCAAUGUCUUGUUAUUAUAUUGUAAGGGUACUGGCCACAUUGGGGAUAUUAAUUGUGCUCUGGGUUUGCUCACUUUCUGUUUUUACUUCAGACUAUUUUAUACCUAUCAGUAUCACUAUAGCUCUUACUCUUCUCCUUGGAAUUAUUUUUCUUAUUGUUUAUUAUGGGACUUUGCACCCAAACAGAAAUGAAGAAACAAAACCUGACGAGAUUGAUGGACAGUCAGUUCAAAGAGACUGUAGAAUGAAAUAUUUCCUUAUGGAAUAAGCUAUUCACUUAAGAUGUAUGUUUUCUUAUCUUUUGUUUCAUUGUUUAGUAAAGAAAACGUUUUGUGUAUGUUUGUGUGUUUCUUAUAUUUGCAUUGUUUAAUUUGAGAUCAGUUCUGGUACAUUAAUUAUGAAUGUGAGAGAACAUAAUAAUAUAUAUAUAUUUUUGUGUGUGUGAGGAAGAUCAGCCCUGAGCUAACAUCCGUUGCCAAUUCUCCUCUUUUUGCUGAAGAAGAUUGGCCCUGGGCUAACAUCCGUGCCCAUCUUCCUCUACUUUAUAUGGGACGCCGCCACAGCAUGGCUUGACAAGCAGCGUGUAGGUCCAUGCCUGGGAUCCGAACCCGUGAACCUUGGGCCGAGGAAGUGGAGUGUGUGAACUUAACAGCUACACCACUGGGCUGGCUCCGAGCAUAAUAAUAUUUUUAUUAUUUAAAUUAAUUUCUUAUUUGGUUUUGAAGGUCUUGGGUACUCAGAUAUACUUGCCUAUUGCCUGGUAGAGUUGCCAUCUGGAGCCUGAAUUGGAAGAAGUGGUCUAGUUCCCAUAAUUAGGAGGCUGGAGUUGAGCUUCCCUCCAACUUUUUCCUCAUUGUUCCUGAACAAAAACUGAUGCACCUGUUGUGGAAAAUUGCAAAAGGAAGAGCAGAGCAAAACACUCCUUCUUCUUUCCUCUGUUGUCUUGGUUCGGUGCAUAUAUUUUGAGUUGGGGACAAAUUGAGUAGAGGAAAAGGGAAAGGAGGGAAAGAGGAAGACAAGAAAAUAUAAAAUUUGCCAUCUUAACCAUUUGUAAGUGUUCAGGGUAGUAGUGUUAACUAUAUUCACCUUGUUAUGCAUCUCUUUUAACUUUAUCUUGCAAAACUGAGACUGUUCCCGUUGAACAACAACUCCCUAUUUCCUUCUCUCUCCAGCCCCUGGCAACCAGAAUUCUAUUUUCUGUUUAUAUGAAUUUGACUGCUUAAGAUACCUCAUAUAAGUGGAAUCAUACAGUAUUUGUCUUUUUGUGUCUGCUUAUUUCACUUAGCCUAAUAUCCUCAAUGUUCAUCCAUGUUGUAGUAUGUGCCAGGAUAUUCCAUUGUAUGUAUAUGCCACAUUUUCCCUAUUUUAUCCAUCACUGGGUUGCUUCCACCUCUUAGGUAUUGUGAAUAAUGCUGUAAUGAACAUGGGUUUGCAAAUAUCUCUCCAAGAUCAUGCUUUCAACUCUUUUGGAUAUAUCCCCAGAACUGGGAUGACUAGAUCAUAUGGCAAUUCUAUUUCUAAUCUUUUGAGUAACCUCCAUAUUGUUUUCUACAGUGGCUGUACCAUUUUAUAAUUCCACCAACAGUGCACAAGGGGCUCAAUUUCUCCACAUCCUCACCAGCACUGGUUAUUUUCUGUUUUUUGGAUAGUGACUAUCCUAAUGGGUGUGAGGUGAUAUCUCUUGGUGGUUUUGAUUUAGAUUUCUCUAUUAGUGAUGUUGAGCAUCUUUUCAUAUACCUGUUAGCUAUUUGUAUAUCUUCUUUGGGGAAAUGUCUAUAUCUGAUUAAGGGGUUAUAUCCAAAAUGUAGAAAGAACUACAACUGAACAACAAAAAACCCCCAAAAUAACCUAAUUAAAAAAUGGGAAUAGGAUUUGAAGUAACAAAAUCAUAUUUCAAUAGUUUUAUGCAUUAUUCCCUUUAGCAAGAAGUAAAUUUUGGUCCUAGGAGUAACAGGGAGGGCAAUUGGAUUAGAGUGAACUCCUGGAAAUAAUGAAGUUUUUUCCAUCAAUUUUUUUUCUUUUUCAGUUCCUUUUUAUUUUCCUUGGGUCACUUCUUAAUGAACGAGUCUUCAACAGUAGCCUUCUCUAUCGCCAAGAGAAAGAAUUGCCAUUUCCACAUUUAGUCUUAUACCUUAAUAUAAAACUACUGUAUAGCUUUUGGAAAGAAGAGUGAACUUACUGAAUACAACAAAUUUCAACUAUCAAGCUAUUUGAAAACAAUAAGUAAAUGUUGAGUGCUAACUCUGUUCCCAGCACCCUCCUAGGUACUGUUGUGGAUACAAAACAAGUCCAGAAUAGAGUUACAUACUGAAGCAUUUACAGAAACCGACAAGCUAUCUUUCAGAAUGCUGAUUAUAAUGUUUGUAAUUUUCAUUUUAUAGUAAAUGAAACAAGUAAAUAUUGAAUAACA